AUGAUGAUUGCUCACCAGAACGAUGCACUACGAGCCGAUGACUUCACUCAUCGAGGAGCGAUCACGUUCGAUGGCCGCAAUAUUCGUCAACUAAUGGUUGAAGGCUUACAUGAACUUGUUGAUUUCCUAUUGGUGAUGCAAUUCGAUGACACUCGUGUUUACAUGGCGAUUUGCUCACUUUUCUCGUUGAUCGUUUUCUGUAACGCUUCAACUCCUGCUUUAUAUGAACAAUGUUUGGCGCAGUUCGUUGCGAUGCGCGAAGUCUACUCGGAUCCUCUCCGAGGUAAAAAAGCCAAUAUCGACGAUGUGGUGCGCAAUUGCCUCAGUCUACUUCAUCGACAGCGUUUAGUGGUCGAUCAAACACAACGAGUAUCAUUCAAUAAAUCUCAUCUUAUCGUGAUGAAAGAUCUGGUUAGACUCGCAACGAGUCCGUAUGAAAUUGUGCGUCGUGCCGCAGGUAUAGUGCUGGCGAGUUUCUUCCAAACGUUCCAAUUUUCAUAUAUACUACUGUUGGAAGACGUUCUCAAAUUCAUGGAUCCCACAGCAAAGAAUGUCUCUGAAAAAGAUUUUAAGGGUGCUCUACAAGUUCUGUGUACCGGUCAGUUCUUUAUUGAGCGUGAUUGGCCAACACUGAAUCGUAUUCUUCCGGAACUGGUCAAGGCGAAUUACGCGGACAAACCGGAUAUCCUUGAAAUGCUGAAAGCCAUUGAAGUGCUUGCAGUAUCCGGUUGGAAGUGGAUGCCAAUCAAAAUUGAGAUAUCAAAAGAGUUGGUUGCGUUGAGCAAAAACUUUUGGGAUGUUUCAAAGGGAACAAUCAAACCGGAAUAUCCGACGAUAUCAGCCGAACGAGAAGCCAAGGCUAUCGCUAAGCUUGCUGAAAAAUCGAAACGCAACGAAAAACUUUAUGACGAGUUGAUGAAAACGUUAGUGACACUAUGCGCCGAAACGUUACACUGGAGACAGUUGCGUUUAGCCGGUUAUUUGGUCAGCCAUAUGCUAUUGCGACGGACAACACCUGAUGCUAUUCGGGUAUUUUUACGAAUGUUGGUCGAUGAACAAAGGGAAAUGCGUGAAAUUGCAAUGAACGCUCUUCCGGAAUGGAUGAAGUCAUCGAAGCCGAAGGCAUUGAAAGAAGAAUAUAAGCCUGAUCAGUUACCCAAUCGAGGUGCUGGGUCUGGCUUUCCGAAGGAAUACGGUUUAUUGAAAGAUAAUCAACGAUUGAUCUACAAUGGCGGUUUUGCACCGAAGAAUGCAAAAGAAUGGGACGAUUCUUUGUUCAUUAAUAAACAAUACGUUGGAUUCUAUCAGUGGGGAGUGUGA
Anisakis simplex (herring worm) is the source of this 1320-nucleotide messenger RNA. NCBI's taxonomy places the organism in Eukaryota, Metazoa, Nematoda, Chromadorea, Rhabditida, Anisakidae. The record is from the annotation of a GenBank genome assembly.